CACGCCCCCAGGAGGCCUAGCACGCCUACUAGUUACUACUAGUAGGCCGCGCCUACUACUAGUACUAGGCUACUAUAAUACAAGGAGCGAGGCAUGAUACGAAUGCAAGCUCGAUUUCCUAAAAAUUGGCUGUCACCAGUACCAUUUAUACGGCUGACCGUUUGUGAUAUUUCCUCAUUUUCCUGUGUGAAAAUGUCGAGAAUACAAACCUGGACAGAAGGAUGGGCAGAGGGCAGGACUUCAUUUCACGGGACAAAUGUUCACAAGUCACUGCUGGAGUUCCAGAGCAAACUUUUGGUGAAGAAGCCAAGUCGAGUGUUGGUGCCAUUGUGUGGAAAAACAUUGGAUAUGAGAUGGCUUGCUGAAGAAGGUCAUGAGGUGGUUGGCGUAGAGGGCGUGAUCCAGGCUGUCAUGGAAUUCUUUGAAGAACAAGAGCUCCCCUACAAAGAGAGUGAUGUCCCUGGGAUCAAGGGUGCAAAACUUUUUGAGAAUGAGGACAAGAAGAUCAAAAUAUACCUGUGUGACUUCUUCCAAUUCUCUAAAGAUAUUGCAGGUCAGUUUGAUGCAAUUUGGGACAGAGCUUCUCUAGUUGCUAUUGAUCCUCCAUUACGACAGCAGUACACAGACGUCCUUUUGUCAGUACUAUCUCCAGGUGGACGAAUUCUAAUUGAGGUGUAUGAGUACAACCCAGAAGAAAGGAAACAAAAAGGUACUCCCCACUUUGUACCUGAGGAAGUUAUACAGAAGUUAUAUGGAGAAAGAUUUUCCAUCCAGCUUUUGGCAACUGAAGAUAUCUUGGAGCAAAACAAGUUUUUCAAAGAAGUUGGACUAACAUGGAUAAAGCAAAAGAUUCGCAUCAUGACCCCCCAGUAACUUCAUCAUCUCAUUCCAUGAUUCACUGACUGAACCAGAGAGUAAAUCUGGAAACAUUGUCUGAAAUAUGAUUCCUGUUAUAUUAUUGAUAUUAUCAAUUAUGUUUUUGGGUUGUCUGUCCGUCCAUCCGUACGUACAUCCCGAUCUCGUGAUUGCGUUAUCUCAAGAACCGAUUGAUGGAUUCCCGCCAAACUUGGGUCAUGUAUUGAUCUUGCAGAGCCAAUGAACUGAUUAGAUUUUAGGGUCAC
Strongylocentrotus purpuratus (purple sea urchin) is the source of this 1121-nucleotide messenger RNA. Its product is annotated as probable thiopurine S-methyltransferase. The record is from RefSeq and is a predicted model, not a curated record. Lineage: Eukaryota; Metazoa; Echinodermata; Echinoidea; Camarodonta; Strongylocentrotidae. The coding region runs from base 94 to 873 and encodes 259 amino acids. The transcript is spliced from 9 exons. Gene Ontology annotation, molecular function: thiopurine S-methyltransferase activity.